AUGCAGCCAGCUCAGGUCUCUGCCUUGGCUGUACCCUUUGUCCUGUUCAUUGUAUUCAGUAUAACUCCUCUGAAUGCACAGUCUCGCCCGGGAAAACCAAAAGUGACCAGCUGCCGGUCGUAUGACAAGGAAACGGUCACUUGCUGGUGGGAGCCGGGGUCGGAUGGAGGACUGCCAACAAACUACAGUGUCCUCUACUGGACGGAGAGAUCGGAAACAGAACAAGAAUGCCCAGACUAUCACACCUCAGGGCCAUACACCUGCUUCUUUGAUAAGACCCAUUCCUCUCUCUGGAUGUACUACUUUGUCUAUGUGAAUGCAACAAAUGCAUUGGGAUUCAAUGUGUCAGAUAUUUAUCGGUUUGAGAUCCGUGAUGUAGUGCAACCGUACCCACCCAGAAAUCUGACCCUUGUCUAUGAACCUGAAAAGUCCAGUCUACCCUAUCUGCUUGUGGCAUGGGUCCCACCUGAGAAGGCUGAUGUGAAAAUGGGCUGGAUCACUCUUCAGUAUGCAGUCCGACUGAAGGAGGAGAAGAAGCAUGUGUGGGAGGAGCAUCUUGUUGAACAUCAAACCAAGCUGAAGUUGUUUAGCUUGACACCUGGAGAGGACUAUGUGGUUCAGGUCCGAUGCAAAGCUGACAGCAAGCAUUGGAGUGAAUGGAGUGAGGAAAGCUAUAUUAAGAUUCCUGGAGGUCCAAGGAAAAGAGACAUGACGCUGUGGAUAUCAAUUGCUGUGCUGUCUGUUAUCAUUUGUCUCACAAUGAUUUGGACAAUGGCAUUGAAAGGAUGCAGUUGGAUGUCCUGUAUAUGUCCUCCUGUUCCUGGACCAAAAAUAAUGGGAUUUGAUACCCAGCUUCCUCAAAGCGGGAAAUCUGAAGACCUGUUGAGUGCCUUUGGCUGUCAAGGAUUUCCUCCAACCUCUGACUGCGAAGACCUCUUGGUGGAGUUUUUAGAGGUGGAUGACAGCAAGGAGCACCUUAUGUCCAGUCCAGAAAGGGACUCACAAAGCCACCAUAAUAAAGUUUCCCCUGUAGACACAGACAAUGACUCUGGAAGAGGGAGCUGUGACAGUCCCUUUGUUCCCUCUGAAGGAAGGAAGGACCAACGGGUCGUCUCUCAGGGUUUCGAGAGUGCUGAAAACAGUACUCCUGAGCCUUCUGCAACUACAUGCCCUUGGCCGCUACAAAAUAAGCUGGAUGCCUCAUUUUCAAACUACAGUGAUAACAGUUCUUUUAAGUGGCCUGAUGGCACUGCAGCGGAUAACCCAUCUCCAAAGUCAUCAUACCACAACAUCACAGAUGUUUGCAAGCUAGCCCUUGGCGCCAUGAAAGUCAACACGCCAGCAUUUCUGAUGCCAAAUGAAGUAAACAGCCAGCAGAGAUACUUUAGAACAAUAGAGACCAUUGGUGAGGAGGGCCGAAACAAGCAGAUUGACUUGGCAAAUUUGCAUUCCAAGGGCAUGGACCCUGAUAUGCUACUUUUACUGGCCAACCAGAAGACUUCUUUCAUACUUCCUCGAGCCAUGGACUAUGUGGAAGUUCAUAAAGUUAACCAAAACAAUGCCCUAGCAUUAAUACCAAAACACAAAGAAAACAGAGGCAAAACAGACCAAUAUUCAGUACUAGUUGCAAACAGGGAAUAUUCAAAAGUGGAAGGGGUAGAGGGAAACAAUGUUUUAGUACUAAUGCCAAAUCCGGACAUUCAGGUCAGCCCUUCCAGUGGUGAAGCUAUGAAGGAGUUUGCUCAAAAGGCCCAACAGAGCCAAGCUGUGGGCUUCAUCAGACCAGCUUACAAUGAAGGUGAUAUGCAUUCUGCUGGGAUGGGGUAUAUGGAUCCCUCAAGUUUUAUGCCUUGA
This is a messenger RNA of Staurois parvus, 1854 nucleotides long. Lineage: Eukaryota; Metazoa; Chordata; Amphibia; Anura; Ranidae. The record is from the annotation of a GenBank genome assembly.